Molecule: messenger RNA, 2252 nt
Organism: Danio aesculapii
Lineage: Eukaryota; Metazoa; Chordata; Actinopteri; Cypriniformes; Danionidae
Gene: bmp2a
Product: bone morphogenetic protein 2a
Exons: 2
Coding region: 892-2046 (384 amino acids)
Biological process (GO): SMAD protein signal transduction; BMP signaling pathway; negative regulation of transcription by RNA polymerase II
Cellular component (GO): extracellular region
Molecular function (GO): growth factor activity; BMP receptor binding; cytokine activity
Source: RefSeq, a predicted model, not a curated record
GAGGGAGAGACUUGCGCACAGUGCGUAAAGGACACACACGUACCCAAAAGCCUCGCGUUUCGCUCUCCUCAAGCCAACAAACGCUUGCUCAUUUCAACAGCACUUUUAUACCUGUGCUUUCCUCGGUUUUACCUCAACAAACAAAACACCUACAGCUUUAUCAGUGUGACGGAUACAUGUGUAAGAAGAGGCGGGCGUUCCUGUAGAAAUCUCCCACUGUUUUUCCACCAGAUACACAGCUUUUUCUUUGCUGAAAUCGCGAAGAUGGGAAUUAUAAAAGAGCAGCAACUUUUUAUGAAGACCCCUUCAGACCUCAUUGGAUUCCAUCGCGCCGCAAACCGGAGAUCAACAAACACGCGUUUGGAGUUUUAACCGGAUUUGAAGAGACCAAAUCUCUGAUGUGUGAACUUAUUUCGCUGAAAGAACAUACGCUGGUGCUUUUGGUCACUUUUGAAGCUAGUAUUAUGACAGGCUUCGGCUCCUGAAAGAUUGAGGUUAAGUUGGUUUUAUAUUCGCGCAUCCGUUCGUUUUAAUAUUGUUUACCAUAUUCGCUUAUUUAUAUUCGCAUGUUCGGUCUGAAAUCGCAUUCAAGUAUGACUUAAACUAUUUAGUUGACUGUGAACAAUGUUGCACUUUAACAGUCAUUGGCUGCUAAUAUGAUCUCCUUUAUUAGAAUACUGCAAGUAUAUUAUUAAGGAGAACCGACUUCACAUCAGUUCAUGGAAGACCCUCUUGUAUCCGGAUGGUCGCGCUCCUCAAAGCGGCUCUAAUGAAGGAUCCUCCAAAAGUCUCGCAAUGGCUCGAUCAAAAACGCAAUAUAAGCUCUCAUCUCCUGGCCUGAGCCCGUCUGAUCUCCUUCGUCAGUGAUCUGUCAGGUUUGCAGCGAUCAUCAUGGUCGCGACCGCGCUGAUGGUUCUGAUGGUCACUCAGGUGUUUUUUGCGGGCUCCAGUGGACUCGUGCCUCAGGUCGGCCAGUCCUCUCUGUCUCCGGACGUCCUGCACGCGUUUGAACUCCGGCUUCUGAGCAUGUUUGGACUCCAGCACAGACCCACUCCCAGCAGCUCCGCUGUGGUUCCGCAAUACAUGCUGGACUUGUACUCGGCGCACUCUGUGAACGCAGAGCAGGUUAGCAGACCCAGAGCUCAUUUAGGGAAAGGCUCCGAGAGAUCCGCCAGCAGAGCCAACACUAUCAGGAGCUUCCACCAUGACGAAUCCACAGAAGAUCUGUCCAGCUCCAGUGUUAAGACGACGCAGCGGUUCCUCUUCAACCUGACAUCCAUCCCAGAUGAGGAGUUGGUGACGUCAGCAGAGCUGCGCGUUUUCAGAGAGCAGAUCGUGAGUUCGCUGAACAACGCUAGUGUGGGAUUUCACCGCAUUAACAUUCACGAAAUCAUCAGGCCGUCCGGUUCUCUUCAGGAGCCCAUCACCAGACUAUUGGACACCAGGCUUGUUCAGCACAGCUUGAGCAAAUGGGAGAGCUUUGACGUAACUCCUGCUGUCUUAAAGUGGACCACAGACGGACACCCUAAUCAUGGGAUAAUGGUGGAAAUAUCACACCCAGAUCAAGACUCCAAAAAACAUGUGCGCGUAAGUCGGUCCCUGCACAACAAUGAGGACACGUGGUCUCAAAUGAGGCCACUUUUGGUGACCUACAGCCAUGAUGGAAAGGGAAACGUGCUGCAUUCUCGUGAAAAACGACAAGCAAGGAAUAACAAGCAGAGAAAGAAGCAUAAAGCAAACUGCAGGAGACAUUCCCUGUACGUGGACUUCAGCGAUGUGGGCUGGAAUGACUGGAUUGUGGCGCCGCCGGGUUACCAUGCAUUUUACUGCCAGGGCGAGUGCCCAUUUCCACUGGCAGACCACCUGAACUCCACUAACCACGCUAUCGUGCAGACACUGGUGAACUCGGUGAACAGCAACAUUCCCCGAGCCUGCUGCGUGCCCACUGACCUCAGUCCAGUUUCUCUGCUAUAUCUGGACGAGUACGAGCGGGUCAUCUUAAAAAACUACCAGGACAUGGUGGUGGAGGGAUGCGGAUGCCGCUGAGGCCACCCCUGACACUUUAUUUUGGUUUCCCAACACUAAACUUUAUUUAUAAUAAAGUAAACGCAUAUUUUGGAAAGUAUAUAAAAGAUAUUUAUGUCCACUAUUGGGAAAAUAAAUAUUUUAAUCAGAGUUAAAGGUUUCUGAUGUGCAUUUCCAUUAGUUCCAUUAUUAUUAUGCAGCUAUGUUGUCUUUGUCCAUGCACUGUU